UUUGUUGUUUUUUUUUUUUUUAUUCAACUUUCAACAUUGGUAAUUUUGCUACGAACAGAAAGGAUGGCGACUUGACCCCGCGAAUAAUGGAACACUGUACUCAACGAUUGUUACUUUGAGAUUUUCUCAAAAAAGUGCUUCGCUGAUAACAAAAUGGCUGAAGUUGAUCCAGAAACGUUAUUGGAAUGGCUCAGUAUGGGCCAGGGUGAUGAGCGAGACAUGCAGCUCAUCGCUUUGGAACAAUUGUGCAUGUUACUACUUAUGUCCGACAAUGUCGAUCGUUGCUUUGAAAUAUGUCCACCAAGAACAUUUUUACCAGCAUUAUGCAGAAUAUUUUUAGAUGAACAAGCACCAGAUUCUGUUCUUGAAGUAACUGCACGUGCAAUAACAUAUUAUCUUGAUGUAUCAGCAGAAUGUACACGUCGUGUUAUUGCAAUGGAAGGUGCUGUUAAAGCAAUAUGCGGUAGAUUAUCUGGUGCUGGUUUAGGUUCACGUACAAGUCGUGAUUUAGCUGAACAAUGUAUCAAAGUAUUGGAACUUGUUUGUGCAAGAGAAGCUGGUGCUGUAUUUGAAGCUGGUGGUUUACCAUGUUCUUUAUGUUUUAUAAGAGAACAUGGUGCACGUGUACAUCGUGAUACAUUACAUUCAGCAAUGGCUGUUGUAUCACGUUUAUGUGGUAAAGUUGAACCACAAGAUAAAGCAUUACCUGAUUGUGUUGAAGCAUUGUCAAUAUUAUUAAGACAUGAAGAUGCUCAUGUUGCUGAUGGUGCAUUAAGAUGUUUUGCAUCAUUAGCUGAUAGAUUUUCAAGACGUGGAACUGAUCCAGCACCACUUGCUUGUAAUGGACUUGUUGUAGAAUUACUCUAUAGGUUAUCUAAUGCAGCUGGUCCAGGUGCAUCAGCAACAGCAACAUCAAGUAAUCCAAAAACUCCACCACCAUCAAGUACAUCAUCAACAAUGCCAACACCAGAAGCAAAAUCAUGUGCAUCAGUAUCAACAAUAAUAAGUUUAUUAUCAACAUUGUGUCGUGGUUCACCAACAAUAACAUAUGAUUUAUUACGUUCACAAUUACCAGAUGCAAUUGAAAAAGCAGUUAAAGGAGAUGAACGUUGUGCUCUUGAUUCAAUGAGACUUGUUGAUUUAUUACUUGUUUUAUUAUUUGAAGGACGUUCAGCACUUGGUCGUGGAGGUAGUGCUAGUAGUAGUGGUGCUAGUGGUAGUGCUGUUGCUGUUGGUGGUGCUGGUGGUUCAUCUGGACAAUUAUUACCAAGAUUAAGAAGACUUGAUAGUGCUGGUGAAAAAUCACAUAGACAAUUAAUUGAUUGUAUUAGAUCAAAAGAUACUGAUGCACUUAUUGAAGCAAUUGAUAAUGGUGGUAUUGAAGUAAAUUUUAUGGAUGAUGUUGGACAAACAUUAUUAAAUUGGGCAUCAGCAUUUGGUACACAAGAAAUGGUUGAAUUUUUAUGUGAUCGUGGAGCUGAUGUUAAUAAAGGACAACGUUCAUCAAGUUUACAUUAUGCAGCAUGUUUUGGUAGACCAGCAAUUGCUAAAGUAUUAUUACGUCAUGGUGCUAAUCCAGAUUUACGUGAUGAAGAUGGUAAAACAUCAUUAGAUAAAGCACGUGAAAGAGUUGAUGAAGGACAUCGUGAAGUUGCUGCAAUUUUACAAUCACCUGGUGAAUGGAUGUUACCAACAAAUCAAGAACAUAAAAAACCAGAUAAUAAUAAUGACAUUGAUAAUUUUACUGAGCCAAAAGGUGAUCCAGAAAUGGCACCAGUAUAUUUAAAACGUUUAUUACCAGUUUUUUGUUCAACAUUUCAAUCAACAAUGUUAUCAAGUGUUAGAAAAUCAAGUUUGAGUUUAAUUAGAAAAAUGGUACAUUAUAUACAAUCAGAUUUACUUGUUGAAACUUGUGGUGAUGAUAAAACAGCUGGUUGUGGAGCUAUGCUGGUUGAAGUUAUUGCAAAUGUUCUUGAUAAUGAGGAAGAUGAAGAUGGUCAUUUGAUAGUUUUACAAAUGAUACAAGAUUUAAUGAUGAAAGGAAAAGAUGAAUUUCUUGAACAUUUUGCAAGAUUAGGAGUUUUUUCAAAAGUUGCUGCACUUGCUGGACCACAAGAAACAACACCAGAACCAGAAUCAGAAUCAACAAUACCUGGUGAUGAACAUAGACUUGAAGAUGCUAAAGAAUUAAUUGUUGGUCGUGCAUAUCAUUGGCGAGAUUGGUGUAUUUGUCGUGGACGUGAUUGUCUUUAUGUAUGGUCAGAUGCUGCUGCACUUGAAUUAUCAAAUGGAAGUAAUGGAUGGUUUAGAUUUAUUCUUGAUGGUAAACUUGCAACAAUGUAUUCAAGUGGAAGUCCAGAAGGUGGAACUGAUACAAAUGGAAAAGGAAGGAAUACUGAAUCACUCACAACAGAAGAAAAUCGUGGUGAAUUUUUGGAAAAAUUACAACGUGCAAGAAGUCAAGUUAAGCCAAAUUCAGUUAGUCAACCGGUAUUAUCGAGACCAGGUCCAACAAGAUUAGUUGUUGGUAAUUGGGCAUUGUCAUCAAGAAAAGAAUGUGAAGUAUUUAUACAUAAUUCUGAUGGUCAACAACAAGCAACAAUAUUACGUGAAGAUUUACCUGGCUUUAUAUUUGAAUCAAAUCGUAGAACAAAACAUUCAUUUACUGCUGAAACAAGUUUAGGUCCUGAUUUUGCAGCAGGAUGGGCUGGUAAACGUGGUAAACGUUUACGUUCAAAAAUUGAAGCAAUUAAACAAAAAGUAAAAACACAAGCACAAGAAAUAUAUGAAAAUUAUUUUAAAGCAGCUCAAGCACAACCACGUGGUGUUGUUGGUAAACUUUCAGCAAUUGUUAAUCAAAUUGAAAGAGCAUGUCAAAAACAAUUAUCUGGUAAUCGUGAAUGGCGUAAUGUAUUACAAAUAUCAUUGGAAGAAUUAAAAUUAUUAUUAAAUGAAGAAGGAAGAGUAUCAGCAUAUGAAUUACAUUCAAGUGGUCUUGUACAAGCAUUAUUAGCAUUAUUAGCUGGACCAACAAGUACAAUACAAUUACCAUCAUCACGUUUAACAAAAUUACGUUUACAACGUAUUGCUGUAUUUAAAUCAUGUUUUAAUUCAACAAAUACAAAUGAUGAUAAUAAUUCAGCUAAAAUACUUGUACAAAAAUUAAUAUCUGUACUUGAAUCAAUUGAAAAAUUACCAGUAUAUUUAUAUGAUACACCUGGUUCUGGUUAUGGUUUACAAAUAUUAACAAGACGUCUUAGAUUUAGAUUAGAAAAAUCACCAUGCGAAUCAGCUUUAAUUGAUCGUACUGGUCGUAGUUUAAAAAUGGAACCAUUAAGUACAAUACAACAAUUGGAAAAUCAUUUAUUAAAAAUGGUUGCAAAACAAUGGCAUGAUCAUGAUAGAUCAACAUUUACAUUUGUUAAAAAAUUAAAAGAUAUUGAUAAAUUAACAUUUCAAUAUCAGCAUGAUUUUGAUGAAAAUGGUAUAAUAUAUUGGAUUGGUACAAAUGGUAAAACAACAAAUGAAUGGAUUAAUCCAGGACAAUAUGGUCUUGUUGUUGUAACAUCAAGUGAUGGUAGAACAUUACCAUAUGGACAUCUUGAAGAUAUAUUAAGUCGUGAACAAAAUGCACUUAAUUGUCAUACAAAUGAUGAUAAACGUGCAUGGUUUUCAAUUGAUCUUGGUGUAUGGUUAAUACCAACAGCAUAUACACUACGUCAUGCACGUGGUUAUGGACGUAGUGCAUUACGUAAUUGGUCAUUUCAAGUAUCAAAAGAUGGUAUUAGUUGGAUAACAAUAAUAACACAUUGUGAUGAUUGUUCAUUAAAUGAACCAGGUAGUACAGCAACAUGGACAUUAGAAUCACCAAAUGAUGAAUUACAAGGAUGGCGUCAUUUACGUUUACAACAAACUGGAAAAAAUGCAUCUGGACAAACACAUUAUUUAUCUGUAUCUGGAUUUGAAGUAUAUGGUGAAGUUACUGGUGUUUGUGAAGAUUUAGGAAAAGCAGCACGUGAAGCUGAAGCUGGUGUUAGACGUCAAAGAAGAUUAAUAAGAACACAGGUAUUACGUCAUCUUGUUAGUGGUGCAAGGGUUGCUAGGGGUCUUGAUUGGAAAUGGAAAGAUCAGGAUGGUAUACCACCUGGUGAAGGUUCUAUAACUGGUGAAUUACAUAAUGGUUGGAUUGAUGUUACAUGGGAUCAUGGUGGUUCAAAUUCAUAUCGUAUGGGUGCUGAGGGAAAAUAUGAUUUACGAAUUAAUAGUAAUAAUAAUACAUUGGAUGGGGGUGGUAGUGGUGGUGGUGUUGGCAUUGGCAUUGGCAUUGGUGGUAUUGGUUGUUGUGGUAGUGGUGGUAGUGGUGGUAGUGAUAUAAAAAAUAAAAAUUCAAGUGGUAUAUUAACGGGAAGAAAAUCAAGUAGUACAACAAGUUUACCAGAUUGUACUGAUAUUAGUUUAAGGGGUUCAGUUGUAACAUCUGAUCAAACAGCAAGUGUUGAUAAUUUAAUAGCUAAAAAUACUGCUGAAACAAUUGCUGAAAGUGUUUUAUCAAUUGGUAAAAGUGAGGCUGUUGUUGCUGUUACUGGGGAGGGUGGUGCUGGUUGUACAACUGGUGAACUUUCUGUUGUUUUACAUCCUCGUCCUGAUAAUAAUGUUACAAGUGAUCUUGCAACAAUUGUUGAAUCUUUGGCAUUGAAUACUGAUUGUACAUCAAAUAGUAAUAGUAAUCGUGCAUCAAGCAGUUCUAAACCACUUUUUUCAACUUUGAGGGGAAACAAGCCAUCAAGUGGUUUAUUGAGUCUUGAAGCUGUUGAAGUACUUGAUCGUCUACGUGAAGGUGCCGAUAGAUUACGUAAUAAUACAAACAGUUUCUUAAGUGGUGAAUUACUUGGUUUAGUACCUGUUAGAAUAUCAGUAUCUAAUGAAGCUGAUGAAAAUCCAUUAAGAAUUCGUACAGUUCAACGAGAAAUUCCACCACCAUCACCUGCUGCAACAAAAGUAUGCAGUCGUGAUAAAGAUGCUAGUUCAUCCUCACAAAAUCCAUCUGGGGGAGGUCCUGUUGUGGUUACCAAUCCUAUGUCCGUAUCUGUACCCAAUCUCGCUUGUUCUGAUGCUAACAACACUAUGGAACCAGCAGCAACAACUGGUUUAUUGGAAACGUUUGCUGCAAUGGCACGAAGACGUACUUUAGGACCAUCUGGUACACAACAUAUUGCACCAAAUUCAAAUAAUGGAUCAAAUUCACGUGGACAAAAUUCAGUUUCAAGUCUUGUUAGAUUAGCACUUAGUUCAAAUUUUCCUGGUGGUUUAUUGAGUACAGCACAAAGUUUUCCAAGUCUUACAAGUUCAGGACAGGUUACUGGAAGUGGUGUUACAACAACAACAACUGGUGCUAGCCUUGGACAAGCACUUACAAUGUCAUUAACAAGUACGAGUAGCGACAGUGAACAGUUGUGGCUACAGGUCAGUCUUGAGGAUUUUUUGGAAUCAUGCGGUGGUGGUAUUACAAAUUCAAAUAUAAGUGGUACACGUACUGUUGGUGGUCCAACAUUACUUGGUGAUCUUGAUGAUGAUGAAGAUGGUGUAUUAGCUGAAGAAGAUGAUGAUAAUGAAGAAAAUGAUCAAGAAGAUGAUGAUGAAGAAAAUGAAGAAGAAGGUGAAGGUGGUGAGGGUGGUGAAUAUGAAGAAGUUAUGGUAUCAAGAAAUUUAUUAGCAGCAUUUAUGGAUGAAGAAACACCACAAAGUACAAAACGUCGUGCUUGGGAUGAUGAAUUUGUAUUAAAACGUCAAUUUUCAGCAUUAAUACCAGCAUUUGAUCCACGUCCAGGUCGUACAAAUAUAAAUCAAACAACUGAUUUAGAUGUACCACCACCUGGUAGUGAUACACAACCAGGUAUACGUACUGGUAUAUCAACAAUGCCAAGUUUAUCACUUAUACUUAAAGGACCAGGUUUACCAGAUAUACCAGAUGUUGAAUUAACAUUAAAUGAUUCACAUACAAGUAUAUUUCAAGCUGUACAAGAAUUAAUGCAAUUAACUGAACUUGGUAGUAGACAAGAAAAAUUACGUAGAAUAUGGGAACCAACAUAUACAAUAAUUUAUAAAGAAUGCAAAGAUGAUGAUGAAUCAUCUGGACGUGCAACACCAAUUGUAACACUUUAUUCAGGUAAAUUAACAAAUCAAAAUACAAAUAUAUGUACUGUUGAAGAUGUAUUACAAUUAUUACGUCAUGUUUAUGUAUUAAGUACAAAAAAUAAUAGUUAUAAUGAUGAUAAAAAAAAAAGUAAUAGAGAAGAUAUUAUUAUAAUUGAUAAUAAUGAUAAUAAUAAUGAUAAUGAUGAUACAUUAUGUACAAUUAAUCCAGAUGAUUUUACAUCUAAAAAAAUAACAAAUAAAAUAUUACAACAAAUACAAGAUCCAUUGGCCCUUGCAGCUGGUGCAUUACCAACAUGGUGUGAAGAAUUAGCCCGUAGUUGUCCAUUUUUACUUCCAUUUGAAACACGUCGUUUAUAUUUUAGUUGUACUGCAUUUGGUGCAUCAAGAUCAAUAGUAUGGUUACAAACACAAAGAGAUGCUGUAUUAGAACGUCAACGUGCACCUGGUUUAAGUCCAAGACGUGAUGAUAGUCAUGAAUUUAGAGUUGGUAGAUUAAAACAUGAAAGAGUUAGUGUACCACGUGGUGAUAAAUUACUUGAUUGGGCUGAACAAGUACUUAAAGUACAUGCAAAUCGUAAAAGUAUAUUAGAAGUUGAAUUUGUUGGCGAAGAAGGUACUGGUCUUGGACCAACAUUAGAAUUUUUUGCACUUGUUGCUGCUGAAUUACAAAGAAAAGAUUUAGGUUUAUGGCUAUGUGAUGAUGAUGAUACAAGUGAUAUUUUAAAAAUAUCAUCAUCUGAUGAUAAUAUUAAACCAAUUGGUUAUUAUGUUUCUCGUACUAGUGGUUUAUUUCCAGCACCAUUACCACAAAGUUCAGAAUUAUGUAAUCGUGCUGUACGUUAUUUUUGGUUUUUGGGUGUAUUUUUGGCUAAAGUAUUACAAGAUAAUCGUCUUGUUGAUUUACCAUUAUCAAGAUCAUUUUUAAAAUUAAUGUGUCAUGGUGAUAUAACAAAUAAUGUUAAUGAAAAAAUUGGAUUAACUGGUGUUACACAAGAAAGUAUGUCAUCAAGUAUGGCAUCAAGUUUUAUAUCUGAUGAUGGUGGUGAUAAUAAUAAUGAUGGUAAUGGUAUUUAUACAUCAUUAGAACCAAUACCAUGGUAUAGUAAUAUACUUGAUACAGAUGAUCUUGUAUCUGUUGAUCCAGUACGUGGUAAAUUUAUUAAAGAUAUACAAACAUUAAUUAAUAAACGUGAACGUUGUUUAUCUGAUGGUUGUACAUCAUCAAUAAAUGAUGAUGAUUAUUAUAAAAUUAAUCAUUCAUCUGGUGCAUCAGUUGCUAUUGAUGAUUUAGGACUUACAAUGACAUAUUCGGUAUGUUCAAAAAUAUUUCAACAUGAUCAAAUUGAACUUGUUGAUGGUGGUUGUGAUAUACCAGUUACCAUUGAUAAUGCCAAGGAAUAUGCUGAUUUAACAAUAUCAUAUUGUUUAAAUAAAGGUAUAGCACGACAAAUGGAAGCUUUUAAAGCUGGUUUUUCAAAAGUUUUUCCAAUGGAAAAACUACAUGCCUUCAGCCCAGAAGAAGUCAGAGCAAUGCUUUGUGGUGAACAAAAUCCACAAUGGACACGUGAAGAUUUGCUCAAUUAUACUGAACCAAAAUUGGGAUAUACCAGAGAAAGUCCUGGAUUCCAAAGAUUUGUCAAUGUAUUAGUAUCAUUAACUGGGCCAGAAAGAAAAGCUUUUCUUCAAUUUGCAACUGGUUGCUCAGCUCUACCUCCAGGUGGUUUGUGUAAUCUUCAUCCAAGACUGACUGUUGUUCGAAAAGUUGAUGCUGGAUCAGGUGGUUAUCCAUCAGUCAACACUUGUGUACAUUACUUGAAACUUCCUGAGUACCCAACUGAAAGUCAAUUGAAAGAAAGACUUUUAGCUGCAACACGUGAACGUGGCUUCUAUCUCAAUUAAAACAAAAACAAAAAAAAAACAAAAAUUAUUAGUCUUACCUUUUAUUUGAUGGAUAUUUUUAUUGUUAUUAUUUAAACAAACAAAAACUAAAAAAAAAAUAAUUGUUUUAAUAUGUGGCAACUGUUUCCUUUUUUUUUUUUUUUAAUACUGGACAAGAUGUAAUCUUAUCUUUAUGGGAUUAAGAAAAAAAAAAAACAAUUUAAAAAUCAGCAAUUCUAUCGGCAUAACUCAGUGAUACACAAGGCACUUGACGUGUUCGGGAUUUAAAAUAAAUAAAUAAAAAUAUUAGUAUAUUUAGAUGUCAAAAUACUUUGAUUUUAUAAUCUAAGAUUAAACUAAUAUCACGUUUUAAAAUACGAGAGCGGGAAAGAUUAAAAGAUUUAGAAAAAAACAAAAAACAAAUAAGAAAAGCCAGUGAAAUUAAAAGUUUUUCGUUGAGCUUUUUGUUUUUUUUUGUUUUACCACGCUCUCUGUCCACUUUUUGUCUUCAUGAUAAACCAGGUAAAUGCGUAUCACAUCCUCGAGAAUACUCGUACAUGUGGCUUAUUAAUAUUAUAAAUUAAACGUAAACUUCUUAGGCACCGAUAUCAAAUUAUUAAUUUUUCUCUCUUUUGUAUUUAUAAACUAUUCAGUUUAACAAACAAAAAAAAAAACUGAUUUAUUCAGCUCUUAUGUACAUCCUCGACUUUUCAAUCUAAUGAUUUUUCAUUUUUUUUUUUUAUCCUAUAAAUUUGUGUUGUAUUUAUAAUUUUUUUCGAGCUUGUUAAUUGUAGUAAAACUUAUUCUUUUUUUUUUUUAGUUGCCUGAGCUAGAAACAGAUAAAAAAAAAAAAUAAUAAAUAAAUACACCGUGGUGUUAAUCCGAUUAAUCAUUUUCUUUUACAAAGUUUGAAAAAAAAAAUCUACACUUUUUUUUUUUUUCUCCAUAGGUAAAUUAUAUAAUGAUAUAUAUAAAUAUUUAAAAAUAUACUUUUGCUUUGUGCGAUAUAAAAUUGUUCUUUAAUAAAAUUCGAGUAAUUUACAGAAAGUGAUAUGAAAAUGUGAAAAAAAAAAAAAUAAA
Molecule: messenger RNA, 9114 nt
Organism: Aphidius gifuensis
Lineage: Eukaryota; Metazoa; Arthropoda; Insecta; Hymenoptera; Braconidae
Gene: Ufd4
Product: E3 ubiquitin-protein ligase HECTD1
Exons: 14
Coding region: 154-8055 (2633 amino acids)
Biological process (GO): anatomical structure development; proteasome-mediated ubiquitin-dependent protein catabolic process; protein K63-linked ubiquitination
Cellular component (GO): nuclear speck
Molecular function (GO): ubiquitin protein ligase activity; metal ion binding; protein binding
Source: RefSeq, a predicted model, not a curated record